GAUACAACGGAGAAUACAGGGUCUAGUGAUAGGAGCGGGAUGAAAUCACUCAUUAUUGACGUUCUUGGACUGUUCGCCUCCUUAUCGUCUAUUAUCGUCUGCCAUGACGAGCGACGAACUGCGGCUGGCUGGGGUGAACCUCCUGAAAAGUCAGGCGCUAUCCGAGGGGCAAUGUGCAUCCUGUAACGUCCGUGGAAGCUCUUCCCAUCUUUUUGAGGUAACGAGCUCUCCGACGAGUUCCACUUCUGGUCCGUAUCUGCUAACAUGAAGGCACCUGCGCCUUCACAGGGAGACUGCAGCCGAAAGCAUGCAACCCGAUUGAAUAAUUUACCGGGACACAGUUCGUCCCUUGGCGGAGGUGCUAUUUAACGUGUUAACCUCCGUGCUCCUUGGAACGGACACUAACCUCAGUACCAUGGAUGAAUCAGAUGAAACCUCCUCUACGAGGCGUGCAGGAAGCCCAGCACCUUCUCUAUACUCGCUGACGUCGUCGGAUGAAAGACUUAUUCUGAGGGAGGCUUACGGCAGAAUCGUGAACUCGCAAAUCGAGUCCUACUUUCUGCCCGCUGACUACGAAGAGCAUCAGAGACUGAAUUUGCAGCAUCGAUUAUACACCAUGGUAUUAGGAGCUUUAUACCCGGCUGCUCCGCUCGUGCGCUGGGCGUUGCGUCCGCGACCAGAUAGAAGGCCUGGCAUCAUGGAUGUAGGUGCUGGCAGUGGCAGCUGGGCGGUCGAUAUGGCACGUGAGUUCCCACAUUGCGACGUCGUCGGAGUGGAUCUUGUCCCACCCAGAGUGGUAGAACAGUUGCCUGAGAAUUGCCGGUUUGAGAUAGACGACGCGAACCUCGGCUUCGCUCACUUUCGGGAAACUCACGAUGUUGUCCAUGCCAGAGCGGUCUCUAUGGGUAUUCGCGAUUUUCCUGCGCUGCUAAGGGAGCUCGCUGACACUUUGCGGCCCGGAGGCAUGUUACUUCUUGGCGACGGUGAAAUGCAGCUGUACGAUGAGCAGCGACAGCCACUUCAGUAUACGGAACAGGAUGCUUCAUGGGUACAGCGCGUCUUCUUCGCCGCCUACAACGCGAUGAGGAACCGAGGUGGCUGCAUGGACUCAAAUUACAUGAGUCCUACUUGGCUGCGGUCGGUGGAGUCACUCACAGAUGUGGGGUGGGAUAAGGUUUUUGUACCCAUCGGACCAUGGAUCUAUGGUGAGAAGGACAGCACCGCUUGGUCACCUACCAUAUGGUCGCUGAUCAUUCGCGCUGUAGCAAACGACAAGGAGAGGGUGCUCGCUGAGAUGCUCCGUGCAAACACCCUGGCUUUUAUCUCCACACUUGGACCGCUUCUCUUGAGGCAUGCGCAUCCUUUCUUUCCCCGUGACUGCUAG
Phanerochaete carnosa HHB-10118-sp is the source of this 1384-nucleotide messenger RNA. RefSeq lists its product as uncharacterized. The record is from RefSeq and is a predicted model, not a curated record. Lineage: Eukaryota; Fungi; Basidiomycota; Agaricomycetes; Polyporales; Phanerochaetaceae. The coding region runs from base 416 to 1384 and encodes 322 amino acids. The transcript has 9 exons. Gene Ontology annotation, molecular function: methyltransferase activity.